Molecule: messenger RNA, 1230 nt
Organism: Parascedosporium putredinis
Lineage: Eukaryota; Fungi; Ascomycota; Sordariomycetes; Microascales; Microascaceae
Source: the annotation of a GenBank genome assembly
AUGGGCAACAGACGACGAUUUCACCAACCGAUACGGCUUCUCCGCUACGGAAAAAUGUACAAGACCCGCUUCCGCCGCUGGGACCUCUGGAAGCACUCGUCCCAAUCCAACCCCGCCCACCAAACCCACGCCCCGGACGACCUGCGCCACGAGGAGAUGGUAUACCGAGCUCUACGGGACUACUACGACGGCGCAUUUGCCGCGCGUCGGUGGGCCUUUGAAGGGGAUCAUGAUCGACAGGCCAUUGCGCGCACGCAGAAAGCCAUGCGCGCCGGCGAGGAAACGUACAGCCGGUUCCGCGCCGCCGUGCUGAUGCUCGAACGGCCGUCGUGCGGCAACAACCGCGGCAAGACGGGCGACUUUGCCCAGGGUGUGCGUCUGAUGCGCAUUUCGUUCGCCGAGCUGCCGCGCUUCGUGUGUCCCAGUUCAAGUUGCGAGCCACCCUUGCUGCCGCUCUGGAUGAUGUACGUCACGGCGCUUUUUCGCGAGUCGUCCGCGCGAGAUUUUAGACCCGUUGAGAGGCAGCUGCUUCGGCAUUUGCACGAACUUACCGUGUCGCCUCCUGGUGUCGGGGGACCUGUGCACCCCACAGCAGUGCUCUGGCGCACGCUUUGGUUAGGAAUACAGAAUGGGCCUUCUAACUACGCCAGCUCGGGGAGGCGACACCACUUGGCUAUGUGCGCUAACAUUGCCGUCGAGCGCUUCUCGCGCCAAAUCGGACCAUUGCAUCCGUGGACGGUAGAGCUCCGGGGCUUGGCUAUUGGAUUAAUCCAUCCCAAUGGAGAGGGAAACCCAGACGACAAGACGAGGCAAUUUCGAUCCUUACUACAGGACCUCGAGAACCAACAUCCCACGUAUGAUCCCCGCCACAUCGUGGUCGUGAGUUGCUGGGCAAGCCACUACCGCCACCACGGGGUCAACCAGGCGCUUUCCAUCGACAAGUAUCCCGACGGUGCCUUCAACGUCUAUUCCUUGCUCGCCAAUAUGAGCUAUAGAUUGCAUCGCUGGGAUGUGGCGGAGGAGAGCAUCCGCCAUGCCACCGCGCUGGCCCGGCGCCAUCGAGAAGAAACGGGCGAGGAUGGGGAUCUCUUCGAAGGGCUUAAUGGUCUCGAGGUGAUUUUGCGCGCUCAGGGAAAGGUUGUUGAUGCCGAUACCGUGCAGGAGGAGCGCCAGAGGCUUGUACGCGAUGGGCUGGAGAGGGUGGGGGAGAAGGAGGAGUCGGUAGAGUAA